ACUUUUCGGCUAAGCUCUUGUCGCACCCCCCUACCAAUCGCCAUUAUACAAAGACUUGACUUUUUUACGUGCUUCUCCGCACACUUAAGCGAACUGGGUCGACGCCAAAACUCGCCAUUUCUGCUCAGAAAGGCUCAAAAGCUCGGCCCUUCUUUGUUGGGUAAAGCUCAUUGUCGUUCCUCAGAGAAUGGCUGCAGCGAGAUCGAGGCUGUGGUUGUGUUUUCUGCUAUUUUUCGUGGCAUUGCUCGAAGCACGAGGAGUCCCCGUGGGAAUUACCUACGUCCGAAACGCGGUAGCCAGAGGAGCUGUUUGCUUGGACGGGAGUCCUCCAGCUUAUCAUUUCGAUAAGGGGUUCGGUACCGGCAUCAACAAUUGGUUGGUCCACAUCGAGGGUGGCGGAUGGUGUAACAAUGUCACAACCUGUCUCGCCCGCAAGAAUACCCGGCUAGGUUCAUCCAAGCAGAUGGCCAAGGAGAUAGCUUUCUCUGGGAUACUCAGCAACAAACGAAGAUUCAAUCCUGACUUCUACAAUUGGAACAGAAUCAAAGUCCGAUACUGCGACGGGGCAUCAUUUACUGGAGAUAUCAAAGCUGUAAACCCAGCAACAAACCUGCACUUCAGAGGAGCCAGGGUUUGGCAAGCCGUGAUGGAAGAUCUGCUAUCUAAAGGAAUGAAAAGCGCGGAAAAUGCUAUUCUUUCUGGCUGUUCAGCUGGUGGAUUGACUACCAUACUACACUGCGACAGCUUCCGAGCUCUCCUACCGAUGGGAGCUAAAGUGAAGUGCCUCUCGGACGCUGGUUAUUUCAUAAACGCGAAGGAUGUUUCGGGGGCGCUUCAUAUUGAAUCCUUCUACAAUCAAGUUGUUGCAACACAUGGAUCGGCCAAGCAUAUGCCACGAUCCUGCACUUCAAUAUAUAGACCGGGAUUGUGCUUUUUCCCUCAGUACAUGGCUCGACAAAUGCAGACACCGCUAUUCAUUCUCAAUGCGGCCUAUGAUUCUUGGCAGAUUAAGAAUAUUUUGGCACCCGGAGUGGCUGACCCGCACGGGACCUGGCACGGCUGCAAGCUCGAUAUCAACAACUGCUCUCCUAAUCAACUCAAAGUCAUGCAAGAUUUUAGGUUGGAGUUCAUGUAUGCAUUGGCCAGAUUGGGGAGCUCCUCAUCAAGAGGGGUGUUUGUAGAUUCAUGCUAUGCGCACUGCCAAUCCGAGACGCAGGAGACAUGGUUGUGGGGCGACUCUCCCGAACUGGCGAAGACGUCUAUAGCAAAGGCAGUUGGAGACUGGUUCUUUGACAGGAAACCCUUCCAGAAGAUAGAUUGCCCAUAUCCUUGCAAUCCCACCUGCCACAACCGGGUCUUUGAUCCCCAAGAACACCCAAAUUUAUAGUCUCAUCAGCUAAUUAAUAUGCAUUGAUUAUUCUUUUAGAGAGUCAAAGUCAUUGAUAUUAGUUAUAAUAAGAAGAGAGAGAGAAUCUGUUAAGUCAAAAAAUAAACAAGGGUCGCCCGUGGCACCAAAAAUUGGUGCUGGGCCUCUUCCAUGUCAUUAUUUUGUAUGUAAGCAAUCGUUCAUGCAACUAUAUGUAUUCGGGCUACAUUGAAUGAAAAUUGAAAAAGGAUGAAAAAACAUACGUUACAUUCUUAA
Messenger RNA from Syzygium oleosum, 1642 nucleotides. Its product is annotated as pectin acetylesterase 8-like. The coding region runs from base 188 to 1387 and encodes 399 amino acids. The transcript is spliced from 13 exons. The record is from RefSeq and is a predicted model, not a curated record. Gene Ontology annotation, cellular component: plant-type cell wall. Gene Ontology annotation, molecular function: pectin acetylesterase activity. Lineage: Eukaryota; Viridiplantae; Streptophyta; Magnoliopsida; Myrtales; Myrtaceae. Gene Ontology annotation, biological process: cell wall organization.